This is a messenger RNA of Vitis vinifera (wine grape), 7813 nucleotides long. RefSeq lists its product as uncharacterized. Bases 191 to 7618 code for a protein of 2475 amino acids. Gene Ontology annotation, molecular function: cysteine-type deubiquitinase activity; protein binding. The transcript is spliced from 17 exons. Gene Ontology annotation, biological process: protein deubiquitination. The record is from RefSeq and is a predicted model, not a curated record. NCBI's taxonomy places the organism in Eukaryota, Viridiplantae, Streptophyta, Magnoliopsida, Vitales, Vitaceae.
CGCCAAGAACUCGCGUCCGUUACAACAGAAUUACCACGUCACCACCACCAAAUCUCAUUCAUGAAGAUUCACUCCCACGUAUGCAGGCCUUUGAAUUCUUCUCGAAUCUUCUUCUUCCUCCUCAGCAAAUCUCUCCAUUAUUCUCUCUAUUCUUCUUCAUUGAUCGAUUGAGUUGUGUUCGAAUCAAGAAAUGGGGCUCAAGAACCGAGGAUCUGGUUCCGGGUCUGGGUCCAAGGCGGCUCCAAAGUCGGUGGCUGAGGGAGCAGCGGCAGCCGCCGGAUUGGACAAGGUGAUCAAACCGGAGAUCGAGCGCGCCCAGUCGGUUUUCCGCCGCGGGAACCACAAGAAAGCCCUGAAGCUCAUGCAGGAGUUGUGCAGGCGCCACCAGAGCUCUGCUCUCGCUCACAAUGUUCGAGGUGCUAUGCUUUUUAACCUAGCUGCUUUAAUCGACGAUCCUAAUAUCAAACAGCGGCAUCUCAAGAAUGCAGUGGAGCCGGCGCGGCGAGCCAGGUUUCUGUCACCUAAGUCGGUUGAGUACGCUCAUUUCUACGCCCAUUUGCUCUUCGAAUUGGCCGACGACAAGGAAUCGUAUCAGGAGGUGAUGCGUGAGUGUCAACGGGCAUUGAAGUUCCUGCAAGAGGGUGACCAGUUGGAUCAGUUAAUGCCUCAAUCACGGAUGGCAGAACUGCAUCAGGAGUUGGAGGCGCUGGUUAAGAAGUCCACAAUUAAUAUGUAUUCGACUAUGAUGAUAAAGCUUGGGCUCGGGGACUUGGAGGAGAAAUUCAAGUUUAAUUCAAAGGAAGAGAAGAAGAAAUUGAGGACUAGUACUGAAGGAAGGAGGGAGAUUGAAGCCCAGAUGGAAGUUGCCAGGGUGCCGCAGAAGACGUUGGAGUCCCUGCCUCUGGAAGAAGGAGAGGAAGAGUUGUCUUCCAGAGCUCUUAGACUUGAACGAAGAAAGAAGUCUGCAAAUAUCAAGAAGAUGGUUUCUUUGGGAGAUAGGAUUAAACAAGUGAAGAAGUAUUGGAACUCCUUGAGUUCCGAUACAAGGAGGGGAUUGCUUCAAGUGAGAAUUAGUGAUCUAAGAGCGUAUUUUAGCUCGUCUAAGGAUGAUUUGGCUGCGGCUGUUUUAUCGGAAGCUAUAGCAUUUGCGGAAAAUAAUAAGACUUGGAAGUUCAUGGCAUGUUGUGUUUGUGAUGAGAAAUUCACUGAUUUGUCACCCUAUGUAGAGCAUUUUAUGGAAGAGCAUGUGGGGAAACUUUCACCAAAAAUGCUCAAAGUUAUGCCACAAAAAAUUGAUAGAGAUUGGGUUCAGAUUAUUGAGAAAGGUAUAUGGAAGCCAGUGGAUGCCCUUGCAGUAUUUCAAACCAGUGAAGAUCGGGUGAAAAGCUGGUCUUCUAGUAUCGUUAAGCGACAUACAAUGAUUGACAUGGAUGACUAUCUGGAAAUUUGCAUUAAAGAUCACUGGGAAUCCUAUUCUACAGAAGAAAAGAAAAAGCAGUUUGAUGAAGAGUUCAUGGAAGUGGAGAUUGGUAAUCAAAAGGAUGAAGGUGGAAACCAUGAGCCUAGGGAGAAUGAUUGGCCAGGGUGGCCAUUAUCUGAUGAUCCUCAACGUGAAAGGACCCUUAAGGGGAUCCAGGCCAUGUUUCAAAUACUUCUUAGACAGAGACAUCUGGCUACAAGACAUAUUGUCCAGGUGAUGCAAUACACCAUGGACGAGCUGCAGAUUUUUGCUUCAGUGUCCCAACUUCUAAAUCAUGGCCUGGACCACACACUUCUGUGCAUCUGUUUUUUGGGAGUCUCUCAGCUUGAAAAGGUCCUUAGAUUUUUGCAGUCUGUUGCUUAUAUUUGCGGUGUGACCAAGUGCUCUGAAAAGGGUAGCUCCAAAGAUAAGGUGUUUGUUGGAGCACAGGGGUCUGAAAUCAAAGAAAGAAUUGUUUUUUCUAGUGACUCAUCAUGUCUGCUUUUGGAUAAACGCUUACUCAGAGGGGAGCUUAAUCUCAGCACAUAUAAUGAUGCCAUUGCAGAUGAUGGUUCUGCAGCAACUUCAGCUAUUGAUGAUCAUGAAAAUGAUGUGCUUCCAGAUGGUGAUUCCUUAGUGCCUUGGUUAUUUUCGGGUUGUUCCAUUGGGGAACAAUUGGCAUCAUGGGCAUGUCUAAGGGAAGAUAAGAAACAUCAAGGAAUGAAAAUAUUCCACAUCCUUCAGAAGGAACUUUCCCACUUAGAAGGUUUGUGUCAGAAAAAGAGCAUGCAUUCAAUCUAUGAAGAUGCACUCCAGGCAAUUGAGCGUGUGUGUCUUGAGGAAUCCAAGAGGAGGGCCCAAGAUCCUGAGUAUCUCCCACAAUAUUAUGAGUACCUCCUGGAGCAGCUGCGAAGAGAGGUUAAGGUGGAUGAUGGUGAUAUGCUUCUAAGCCAUAAGUGUGAGUUAGAUCUCAUAUCAAAUAUCCUUAAAGAGGUACACACUAUGAGCGUUAAUCUGCUCAGUUGUGAGGCUUCUCCUUCACCUGAUCAGGAACACCUGCAGAAAUCAGACACAGUUGUAGAGGAAACAAUCCGAAGAUAUGAAGUUCAGGUCACUCUGGAGCUUUGCAGAAUUGAUGCAAGGAUUAUGCGGGUUGUUGCUGCUAUGCGACAGCAGGACUUGAAGCUUGGGGCAGCAUCUGCUCUUGACUAUCGAUCAAUUAUGGUGAUCCUUUUAAAGUCGUUUGUGCGGGCACGCUUGGAGGAUCUGGUUGACAAAGAUGCUAUAAAGAAGUCUGAUGUUGCAAGAGAAGCAUUGUUAGCACAGCUUGCCCUUGACAGCGAGAAGAAUAUAAGCAGAGGAGGUUAUAAUACAAAACAGAUGCAGAGAAAAUCAAAGGAUAAGAAAAAGAACAAAUCUUAUAGAAAAGCCAAGGAUCUAAAGGCUAGUAGUGGUAAUGAGCAGCUUCUGCUACAUGAGGAGGAUGCAAAACAAGCUUACUUUCCUGAUGCAUUUGAUGAUCAAAAUCCAAACUCCAAGAUUGGUAUUCCUGUAAGUGCUGCUGAAAUAAAACAACCAGAAGAGGAACUAAGGCUUCAACUAGAGCUUGAAGCAGAGGAAAGAAAGCUCAAAGAAAUUUUGGAGUUUCAACUGCAAAUUGAGAAUGAAUCUAAACAAAAGCACCUUGCUGAGCAAAAUAAGGUGGGUGGGAUGAUAGAGCGGCAGAUUUCUGGUGAGACAGCCAAGAGGUCAUCAGCAGAAGAAGCCCCAAAACUUAGUGCCACGAUUUUCAUUGGCACAAUUCCAUUAGUGGCCCCACAAUUUACAGAGAAGUUGGCAGAGGAAACGCCUGUGGUUCAAAUGAGACUGAUGGUGGUGGAUCCCAUAAUGAAGAUUCUAUGCACUCGGGUCAGGAUAAUCCUUGUGGUAACAAUGUACACCGGCACCUUCCAAAUCAUUUCUUCAUUCACAGACCCAAAAUCAAACGAUUCUUCAGGAAUCCUCUUCGCCUGCAAGUCCCUUCUCCUUCUCCAAAUCAGUUCAUUUCAGCGUUUCUUUAGAUUAGCAUUUCUUUCUUUUUAUCUUUCUUUCAUCUUUCUUUCUCCAUUGAAUUGUGUAUCGGAUUCGGAUCAAGAAAUGGGUUGGAAGAAGCGAGGCGGUGGUUUGCGCUCUAAGAAUCUCCCCACUCCUUCUCCGGCGGCAGACAAGGCGGUGGAGGAGGAAAAAACGGAAGCGCAUAUCACUUCCGAGAUCGCGAGGGCCGAAAAGACGUCCGAAAGAGGGAACCACAGGAGAGCCCUUAUGAUCAUGAAAGAGUUGAGCUCGCGCAACCCGAGCUCAGCCCAGGUUCACUUUUCUCACGCUGGUUUAAUUUGUACACAAGCUAAGUCGAUGAAAGAUCCUACCGCCAAAAAGCGGUAUUUAAAGAACGCGUUGGAGCCCGUGCAGCGAGCCAUGUCACUGGACCCGGACGAGUUAAAGUACUUUUGUUUCUAUCCGUCGUUGAUCUUUGACUUGGCCAGCCAUGCAGAUGCGUACAGAGAGGUGAUGCAGGUGGUUGGACGGACGAGGCAGCGUUUGCAAGAACGUGGCCUAGUCCGUGGGAUUCUGGAUAAGCACAUGGAGGCCCUGUUUCUCUGUUCGAGGUAUAUAGUGUGGCAGCUAGAGCAGAAGAAUGUGAAUUUUGAUGAUGAGCAAUUUAAGCACAAAUAUAUGGCUAAUGCCAUGAGAAAAAUGAAGCAGAUUAAAGCCAAAUCGGAAGCAGUUAGGGUGACCCAGAAGACAUUGCAAUCCAUGGACUUCCAAGAAGACUUCCAAGAAGAGGAAGAGAUGACUUUGGGAGCUCGUAUACUAGAACGAAGAAAGACUCUUACAAAUAUCAAGAAGCUCACUGCUUUGGGAGAUAAGAUCACUCAAGUUCAGGGGUACUGGAACUCCUUAAGUGCUGAUACGCAGAGGGGAUUUCUUAAAGUAAGGAUAUGUGAUCUAAAAGAGCAUUUUAUUAGGUUCGCCAACAAUGAUCUGGCGGUGGCAGUUCUGUCGGAAGCUAUAGGUUUCUUGCAGGAGAAUGAUUCUUGGAAGUUCAUGGAGUGUUGUGUUUGUGCUGAGAAAUUUACUGAUCUGUUGUUGUAUGCGGAGCAUUUUGCUGAGCAUAUGGGGGGUCUUUCAGAGAGGUUGAGCUUAUUUCAGCCACAAGAAAUUGAUAGUGAUUGGGUUGACAUUAUUGAGAAAGGUGGAUGGAAGCCAGAGGAUGCCCGUGCCGUAUUGCAAAUUAGUGAAGAUGAGUUGAAACGCAAGUCGUCUAGUCAUGUUGAGUGUACAGUGAUGGACAUGGAUGUCCAUCUGCAAAAUUGCAUUAAAGAUCCUCGUGAAUCCUAUUCUGUAGAAGAAAUGAAGAAACAAUUUGAUGAAAUGUUGAUGGAAGCAGAGAUUGGUAAUCAAAAUGAUGAAAAAAGUGGAAACCAUGAACCUGAGGGGAGUGAGUGGCCAUUACCUGAUUACCCUCGUCGUGCAAAAACGCUUGCAAAAAUCCAGGGCAUGUUACAAAUGCUUCUGAAAGGCAGAUACCUUUCAAGAACGCAUGUUCUCCAGGUGAUACGGUACACCCUGGAGGAGCUGCAGAUAUUUGCUUCAGAAUUGCAGCUUAGGAAUCUUGGCUUGGACAACACACUUCUGGGAAUCUGCCUUUUGGAAUUUCCUCAACUUGAAAAAGUCCUAAGAUUUUUGCACUCAAUAGCCUAUAUUUGUGGUAUAACCAAAUUUCCUGAAGAGGGUGGGGCACCUGCUGGAGCUCAGAAGUCUGAAAUCAAAGAAACAAUUGGUGUUUCUAUAGACUCAUCAUAUCUCCUUUUGGAUGAACGCUUAGUGACAGGAGAGCUUGAUGUCAGCACAUCUAACAAUUCCAAUUCAAAUGAGGGCUCUGGAUCAACUUUUUCCCUUGAGGAUCAUGACGAUGAUACACUGCCAGGUGGUGGUAUUUUUGUGCCAUGGUUAUUUGUGGGUCGUUCCAUUGAGGAAAAAUUGGAAUCAUGGGCAUGUCUAUUAGAUGAUAGAAAACAUAAAAAAAUUGAAGUCCAUGGUUUUCUUGAUAAGGAAUUUCCCCCCUUAUGGAGUUUGUGCAACAUGAAAAUCGUGCACUCAAUCAAUGAAGAAGAACUUAAGGAAAUAAGGAGUAUCAGUGAUGAUGAACUUAAUAGGAGUGCUCAAGAUCCAGCAUACGUCCCACAAUAUCUUGAGUACCUUUCAAAGAGGAGGAAAGAAGUGCAUGAAGUAGCAGAUGUGGACGAUACACCACUCAUUCAUCAUCAGUUAGAUCUCCUAUCAAAUCUUCUUGAAGAAGCCGAUGAUCUGAGAAAAGCAAUCCGAAAGUAUGAAGUGCAGACCACUUUAGAGCUUUGCCGAAUUGAUGCAAGGAUCGCACGCAUUCUUGCUGCUAUGCAGCAGGGGGGCUUUGAGGUUGGAGAAGCAUCUGCUCGUGCCUAUAGAUCAAUUAUGGUGUUCUCUCUAAAGUCAUUCAUUGGGGCACACUUGGAGGAUCUGACUGACAAAGAUGCCACAGAGAAGGCCUUAGCUGCAGAAGAAGCAUUGUUAGCAGACCUUGCCCUUGAUGCCGAGAAGAGUGUAGACAGAGGAGAUGGUAAAGAAAAACAGACAGAGAAAAAAUCAAAGAACAAGAAAAAGAACAAAUAUUAUAGAAAAUCUGAGGAUCUAAAGGCUAGUAGUUGUGGGAAGCAGUUUCCGCCAGAUGGGAAGGACGUAGAACAACAGGAACUUAGGUGUCAAGUUGAGCUUGAUGCAGAGGAAAGAAGGAUUGAAUUGACUUUUGAGUCUCCUUCUGAGCAAAAUAAGUUGGGGGAGAGGAUAGAGCAGCACUCUUCUGAUGAGACAGCCAUUGGUACAAUUUCACCAGGAGGCUUACAAAAGCAAGAGAGUUCAUCAGCAGCUGAACAGAAGACUACUUCGACUGAUGAAGUUCCACUAAUUCUCCCUCUAUUAUAUGAGAAGCUGGGAGAGGGAAAGUUUGUUUCCUCAAAAGGUAGUGAUGAUGGUUCAAAUGAGGCUAAUUAUGGUGAUUCCGACCAUAAAGAUUCUGAAAACUCAGACCAGGAUGAUGUUUAUGAGACAUAUCACAAUUUUGCUGAGUCAAGUGAAGGGGUGCCUCAAGGUGGAGCUGGUCUGGAAAAUUAUGCUAACGAUUGCUCCCUGAAUGCAAUCAUACAGUCACUUUGGCAUUUGAGAUGGUUUAGACGUGAGUUGAUGAAAUCCGCAGCACAUUUGCAUAUGAUAGAUGAAGCCUGUGUUUACUGUUCCUUAAAUUCGAUUUUUUCUUUGUUAAAUUCGGCAUCCAUAUCUAGCCAUAAAAAGGCGAUUAGUCCAGGCCCUUUAAGAGAUGCUCUCAGUAAUUUGGACCCUCAAAGUAAUCUUUACAAGAAGGGAGAAAUGAAUGAUGCUUCAGAAAUCUUGCAUAAAAUUCUUGAAGGUCUUCAUCUAUCAUUCAGUACAAAGAAAGAAGAAAGCAAUGGUUGGGAGUCUUGGGACCACUUAGAUUGCCCAAGCGACAUUUGUAUAACACAUUCUCUAUUUGGAAUUAAAAUUCGGGAAAGAGUUGCAUGCUACCAUUGCGGUUGUGAGUCUAGGCAACAUGGGUAUAAUUCCCUUUUUCACCUCAUAAAUGCAAGUGAACUUAGAAAAAAGAAGAUUACCCACAUGGAUAGCUCUUUCGACAACCUUUUGAAGCUUGUGAAGAUGGAUGAUCAAGUUACUUGCAAUCCAGAGGAAGGAGGCUGUGGAAAACUCAAUUCCAUUGAUCAAAUCCUUUCAGAUCCUCCUCAUCUGUUUGUAGUUCUCCUUGGGUGGCAGAGUGUCUCUGAGAAUUCAGAAGAUGUAUCAACAACAUUGGCAGCUCUGACAACUGAGAUAGAUAUUGCAGUCAUCUAUGGAGAUUUAGAUGAGGGGAGAAAGUAUCACCUUAUUUCUAUGGUUUGUUUUCAUAGUCGGCAUCUUACCUGCUUUGCUUAUGAUCAUCAGCAUAAAAAUUGGGUUCAUUAUAACGAUGCAAUUGUCGAGGUGAUUGGUCAUUGGAAUGAUGUUGUUACAAAGUGUCAACAAGGGAAAUUUCAACCUCAGCUUCUCUUCUAUGAAGCUCCUUUGGAUGAAUGAUAAGGGCCAUAGCCAGCUUUUCUUACUGUGCAUAGGUGAACAAGACAAUCAAACUUUCAUAUAGAGAAUAAAAUACCAUAAAGGAAGAAGAGCAAGAGUUUCUCCAAUUUUUGCAUUUUUCUCCUGCUACUUUCUCAUUUUCCAUUCAAUGUGAAAAUCCAAUGCCUCUACAAUGCAAGAGCAUCCAUUAAAUCU